ACAAGCGGGUGCGGUCUAAAGUCCACACCAGAAUCUUAGGUUGUAAUCUUAGGUUGUACCGAACCCACAUCGUCGGCAUAUUGUGGAUUGUUUGAAUCGUCACGGAUAAUAUAGACGUGAUAGUGUUCGUUUAGCUACUGAGAAGAAGUUAGUAAACCGAGAGACGCUUUUGUUUUCGGCGCCUGCAAAGUACAAGAAGAACUAGGGCAAAAUGUCGGUCGAACCUAUCGUCGUGACGCUGGAAACGACCACCGGGGCCCCCAUCUCAUUACCAGUUGUUUUGAAGAAAAUUAUGGAAAUGCCUCCUCCGAAUAUACUGGCCGGUGAUGACGACACUGACAAGGAGAAGCUGGGCUUGGACAGCGAUGUUGACGGAGGAGGCAGCGGGACGGGGCCGUCGGCCGCCCUUACUCCCGCCAUCUGGGAGAAGACGAUUCCCUACGACGGUGAGAACUUCCACUUGGAGUACAUGGACCUAGAAGAGUUCCUCAUGGAGAACGGCAUCGCCGCCUCACCCGAAGAACACGUCGUGGAGGCCAAGACGGAGAAGGAGGACAACCUAGCGGCCGACGCCUCCCUUCUGCCCAUUAAUGAGCUGGACAAGUGCGGCGAAGAGGUGGUGAUCAUCGCGAACAGCGAGACCGACAUCACGUGCGACGUUAGAGCAGAAGAGACAACAGAUGCAGGCGAAGAGACGCCAGACACGGUCGAUCCAGAGGAUAUUCAGGUUGAAAUCAAUUAUGAGCCAGAUCCCACCGACCUGGUCCUGUCCAGCGUACCGGGGGGCGAACUGUUUGAUCCUCGCAAACACAAGUUCAGUGAUGAAGAUCUGAAGCCUCAGCCCAUGAUUAAGAAGGCCAAAAAAGUCUACGUUCCUGAAGAACAGAAGGAUGAGAAGUACUGGCAGAGGCGAAAUAAGAACAACAUGGCCGCCAAACGCUCACGUGACGCCCGCAGGCUAAAGGAGAACCAGAUCACCGUGCGGGCGGCGUUCCUGGAGCGCGAGAACUCCGCGCUGAGGAUGGAAGUGGCCGACUUGCGCAAGGAGUGCAGCCGCUACAAGAACAUCGCGGGAAGCUACGAGGCCAAGUUCGGGAAAUUUGCGGUGCCAGAAGACAAAUAGGCAAGGCUUGAUUUAUUUUUCUCAAAUAAGAAUAAAUAAAUCAAACGGUGAAAAAGAUGAAGAGGAGCAGAGCAAUGCAGUUAUAGCUCAAGUGCUUUUCAUGUUCUUUGUUUUUAUCAUCUUGGUUAUAAGAGUUCCUAUUUUAUGGAUGAUAUAAUAAUAGGCUUGUAUUAUUUGUACGUCUUUUUGAAGAAGAUGAGUUACCUUAUGUAGCGAUUGUUAUAGUAAGAUGUCGCAUUAUUUCCGGGUUGCUUCAAGGUUUAAGAAAAAUGUCGCCUAUAUUUGUUUUUCAUAUUUAAACAGGUGUUAAAUACUGAAAUCUCUUCAGGGAAUGACAUUGUCUUGCUCAUGUGUACUUAUGUCUCUGAAUGAUAUGUGUGGCAUUUACAAUUCAAAGAAUGUCAUGUAAAUAGUUGUGUAUCAUAGUACUUGUUCAGCCUUAUUUCACUCCCAGUUCUCUCUUGCUUUGGCUAUCAAAUUCAUAGUAAAAUAAGAUGCUUGGCAUGCUUGCUUUUUAAGCAAAUGUUCAAACAUGUGAAUAUUUCAUUGUGAACCCGACUUUCAUAAGGUAUUUUGCAUUUUUGACGCAUACUCCAUUUUAAAUGUCCUAUUUUUUUGGUUUUUAGUCCAUACUACUGUGCUUCCUUUAACUAUUCCAUGAAGUACAAAACAUCAUUUAGUGAAAGGAAAACUUGAGUCUUGAUAUUUUAUAGAUGAAAAAGGUCAAUGCCUCACACUUUUGUCUUUAUUUCCAUGGAGUUCUCACACUUUAUAUCAGUGUACUGUCAGGUUGAUUUGGAUUAUUGGGCUUCCUGACCCGGUAUACGUUCUCAUGCUUUCUGCGACAGUGCAGAUUGCAUAUCUUGCUGCCUUUCUGAAAUAAGUCAACUGUUAAGGUUUCUUUUAACUUUUAUGGCCUCAUCUUUGUAAAAACUGCUUUGACUUUUUCAGUGUGUUGCCUCAUGUACAUACAUGGUGUAUAAAUAAAAUCUUGUUGAAAAAAUCCAUGAGUACUUGUUUACGAUACACAAAAUAAACCACAGAUGAAGAUAUUAAAAUACAGUAGACAGCAUCAAGACUGGAAUAUAAAAGAUCUUUUAUUGAAAUCAUUACACAAAUCAGGGCAAUAAACAAAAUAGUUGCCACGAACAAGACUGAAAAUGAAGACCGGUCGCAGGGUCUUCACCUCUUCUUGAAGCCGUACUUCUUCCUCU
Molecule: messenger RNA, 2337 nt
Organism: Corythoichthys intestinalis (scribbled pipefish)
Lineage: Eukaryota; Metazoa; Chordata; Actinopteri; Syngnathiformes; Syngnathidae
Gene: tefa
Product: TEF transcription factor, PAR bZIP family member a
Exons: 5
Coding region: 212-1123 (303 amino acids)
Biological process (GO): regulation of transcription by RNA polymerase II
Cellular component (GO): nucleus
Molecular function (GO): RNA polymerase II cis-regulatory region sequence-specific DNA binding; DNA-binding transcription factor activity, RNA polymerase II-specific
Source: RefSeq, a predicted model, not a curated record